Molecule: messenger RNA, 1503 nt
Organism: Protopolystoma xenopodis
Lineage: Eukaryota; Metazoa; Platyhelminthes; Monogenea; Polystomatidea; Polystomatidae
Source: the annotation of a GenBank genome assembly
AUGGAACAGCUGCCCAAUAAUGUCAUCAUUGUUAUAUUUUCUCAUUUGAACUUGGCUGAUCAAAAGGCUGUUGCUCUCGUCUGCAAGAAAUUUUAUCGGGCUGCCUCAUCUCACUAUUUGAUGUCAUCUCGACGAUAUCAUUUUCGACAGCCCAUUCGUGAAAUUUACUUCCUAUUUUGUGAUGAUGGCUCUUUUCCUAUUGGGUACCAAUCUGGAAUUUCUUCAUCUAUUUCACAGUUUGCGCCAUUUUUCUAUAACCUUUCUUUUCAGAACUCUAAUCCCUUGCAUUCAGAUCUAAGCGAGCUCUUGAAGUAUUGCAUAAAUCUUGAAUCUCUUUGUCUAUCUGGUUGCAAUUCUCUUUUCGUAAAUUUAUCUAGUACCUCUCCUCACCCUCACAGGCUUGAUAUCCGUACAUUAAAUUUUUCUUCAACGUCUAUUGACAAUAACUCACUUCUUGCUCUCGCUGAAUGCCCUGGUCUUGUUCUGCAUGACGAUCAUAUUCUUCUUAUAACGGAAGCCUACGAAGGACGUCUGCGCCAUCUUGAUAUCUCAUCUUGCCAUAGAUUAACUGAUGUUUCAAUGAUCGCGAUUUCCCAAAAGCUAUCUGAAAGCCUAGAAGUACUAAAUGCUGCCUGGUGCCGAGGCUUUACUGAUAAAGGCAUACUCGGAGACUUAGAUAUCGGUCUUCAUGGUCUCAGACAAUUGACCCGACUGCGCUCUCUUAAUUUAUCGGACUGCCCCUUGAUUACUCAUAAAUCGCUUUUGCCUUUGAUCAAAUUAACUCAGUCUUCUGAAAGCUCCCCUUAUCGUUACUCUUUUCUAAACAUGACCAGCUUACGACUUGGCCGCAUUGGCACUUUGGAUGGACCUGCUAUUCUCGCUAUUUCACAGGUUGCUCCUAGGUUGUCGCUUAUCGAUAUUUCCCGCUCAAAUGUCGAUGAAGCAAGCCUAAGUAAGGAUGAUUAUCGGCGCACUGCAUUGCAUGCCUCUUCACAUUGCGGUGAAUUGGAGCUCGUACAGAUGCUUCUUAAAAGGGGUUCGCGAGUGAACGCCAAGGAUAUUCGCUGGUACACACCUUUGCAUCGAGCCUGUGCUUCUAAGGCAGUUGAAGUUGUUCGAUUGUUGCUAUUGCAUGGAGCCGACCGCAAUGCUCAUGAUAAAGCGUGGCAGACGCCUCUGCAUGUGGCUGCAGCCAAUGGGGCAGUUGAGUGCGCUGAAUUGCUUUUGCCGGAGUUGACGAAUGUGAACGCCUCUGAUCGAGGCGGACACUCUCCAUUGCACCAUGCCGUCUACUGUGGUCAUUACGAGAUAACUCGGCUACUUCUCAUGAAUGGGGCCUCGGUGAACGCUUUUGAUCGACGCGAUCGUCGUGCCAUGCAUUGGGCUGCCUACCGAGGCCAGGUCGAAGUGAGUGUUUUUAAUAAGGAAUUUUUUCAUCUUGUUGAUAUCAUCUUAUUUUCCGAAAAACUUGCAUCUAGAUUUAUUUUGUAUACAUUAAAAUGA